CUGGGGACUCAUUCGUGUUCGUACCGUCGUCGAGUGGCCAACGUUUUUGCGGUGAAAAAAAACCCCUCAACGGAAAACCCAAGAAUAACCAAAGGAGAAGCAAUAUCCAUAGCAGGCAGCAGAGUCCACCAAGCAGCAGCAGCAGCAGUGUGCAAAACUCAAUACAAAUUGAAAAAGCAAAAAUCUCAUCCAAUUUUUGGGCCUAUGACAAUAAUACAAACGCACUUUCUACGCUACGCAUUAUCCAGGUGCGUGUGCGUAUAGAGAGUGAGUGAGAUAGUGAGAGAGAGAGAUAGAGAGAGCAGAGGGAGAGCGAGAGAGAUAUAUAGAGAUAGAGCGGAAACGGAAGCGAACUGAAAGCGCGUGUGAUUCCCUGUGUGUCCCCCUGGUUGUUGCUCCCAAAACAAAAGAAAAAAAAAAAAACCAAAAGCAAGCAAAUAAAAUAAGUAAACUUAAAAUUUAAGAAGGAAAAAGAAGAAUAUACCAUAAGCCUACGUGCGCGUGUUGAAUUUAAUUUCGUAUUUUCUGGUACAACAUCAAAAGCAUUUCCCUAUGAUUGGCUCAUUCUGGAAUCUGUGCAGAGCGUGCCCAUCAAUGCCGGUAGACAAGCUCCACUCGGAGUAUAGGAGCACUUAUCGUUGGCAUGAAUUUACGGGCAACUCGCGGCCAGAGGUUGUGCGACGGGCGCCAGCCCCAAAUCAAAGUCAAUUUGAUGGUCCGACAAAUGAGCCGUCAAUGCCGCGUCGGAAAAAAUGUCCAGAAUUAGCAUAUAAAUCGCAUGAGUUUAUUAUAGGUUCGGAAUAUACAGAUGCACGACGAGAUGCCAGUGCACAUCGUCUGGCGAGGUCGGAAGAGCGCGGUGGGACACCUUCGCGUCGCAGCAAAUCGGAGGGACCACCCGUUGUGCCCAAUGGACGUGCCUAUCCCGCUGCAACGGAGAUCGAUGGAGCCACAAGAAAACAGGCGGCUACUCUACAUGAGUUGGAGCCGUUGGUUAGCGAUACGGAUGAUAGAAAAACGCACGAGAAACAAGUGACCAUCGUGGAGCGGAAGUCACGUCCAUUUUCGCAGGCCAUCGAUCACGAGCGUGUGAAUCAUUUUAUUACGAAAAAGGAGAACUUUGGCUUUACCGAUGCCGCUUUCAAGGAUGAGGUGGACAAUAAGCAUGGACAUUCAGCCGAUUCCGGCCAUGUGGUGGUCAUGAAUGGCACCGAUCCGCCGCACUCUAAACCGAAUUUAGAUUUGUGGUUCAAGGAUAUGGUUGAACUACGCAAAAAGGCUGGGGAAUAUAAGAGCCGUGGUUGGGGCAGGGAGAUUGAUCCGGAUUUGUACAAGAAGCAAAAGGAUCUGUGGGAUCAGGUUUCAAGGCGCAGCUCCCUUUCAGCAUUAUCUUUAGCUUCGACUGUGCAUAGACCCAUUACAAAGGAGGAGAAGGAACAGGAAAAUAAUAAGAAAUCAGCACCAUUGCCGAAGACACCACUUAAGCCCCGAGUUCCUGGUCAAGCCUAUUUGGUUGAUAAUAAAGAUGAGAUUUCAGCACUGCCAGCACGUUUUAGCAAUAUACGCCAUCAUUUAGAACGCACCACGGGUCCGGACGUGGAAGAGGGCGCCUUGCUGCCUUCGCCCACCCGCGAGAAACUGAUGCCAGCCAUAACCAAGAGGGAAUCGGAAUCACAGAGAGGUAGCCCAAAAAAGACGGCACUCUCCAGGCAUGGAUCGCCCCAGAAGGGCAGUCCCCAAAAAGGCAGUCCCAAGAAGGUUCUGAAAUCACGCUCCCAGUCGGUCGGUCCGGGCGUCGCUGAGAAUGAAUCCCCAAAGCGACAGAUACGGUCGGCCUCACAGGCCCCCACGGCGAGCCGCAAAAAGACACCAACUUCAGCCACGACAGCGGCCGGAAGCGAGCGUAAGACACGCCCAUCCACCCUAUCCACAACAUUCCAAUCCCGCAUUAAAAGUAGUUCCCUGCCACCGCCUAAUGGUAGAGUAGCCUCUGCGCCGACAGCAACUGCAACUGCAACAGCAAACCGAGCAGCAUCUGCAACAAAAUCAACUUUAAAUGCUAAUCAGCCUCAUGCCAAUCAAUCACAAACAUCAAAACCAAAGACAGCCCAUGGACCCAGCAGAACCAACAAAAUUCUGAAAUCAUCUGCGACAUCUGCAACAGCGGGACAUCAACAGCAGCAGAAACAACAGCAACAACAGCAAAUGCGUAAGACAGACAAAGAUAGAUCGAAUAUUAGUUGCAUUGGUUUUGGUAGUACUGUUGGUGCUGGUAGCGGUAGUCAGACGAAUAGUGUCAAAAAUCAGCAGAACAAACAAAAGCAACAGCAACUACAGCAGCAAGAAAAGCAACAAAAGAUUGAUGCAACAUCAGACAAAACACAAGCAGCAACAUCAACAACAGUAGCAGCAGCCACAGCCGCCACGGCAGGCACAUCUCAACCAGUAGUUCAAUCAACAGCUCAAUCAGCAUCUCCUCAAUCAGCAACAUCCUCGUCUCAAAAUCCCAUCCGGCCUGCAACCAUCAACAUCAAACGGCUCACGGUACCAGGUCAGGAUAGAAAAUUGGCUGAAAACGAUGGCGAGGAUGGUCGUGAGACUGCAAUUUCAAUUUCCAGCUGCAGUCCACAGCCGCCAUUGGUACCCGAAGUGCCCGAGGAGCCAUUGGUGAAGUCACCACCGGAACCCACUCGGGUAAAGUCGCCGGAGCAGAUUAUAAUGCGUUCGCCCGAUCCAGUCAACUGGACUGUGCCCCUGGAUACGGGCAAGACCUUUACGGUUACCCAGAAUGUUAAAGAUGGAGAGAACUAUAGCCGACCUCAGAGCGAGAUAAAAGCAUCGACACCGGUGGAGAAACCACCACCGCCACCACAAUCGGCACCGCCACAACUAACCGAACAGGCUAAAAUGGACGCCUGGAAGUCGUCCAGUCCUACGACCAGUGGAGGUGCUGUCUAUGGCAAAACCUUGACGCCCCAUGUAGCUCCAGGCGGAGCUGUGCGCCAGCAGCAGCCGGUGGAUCAGCCGCAGGAUCAGGUUAUGUCAUCGUCCUCGUCAACGGGCACUGCAUCGACGGCUCGCACCACAGCCGCCGAGGUGCUGGAGAAGGCACGCGACCGUUUCGAUCGAUUCUGGGGCAGCAGCGCCAGCAAGGAGGAGAGUGUCUAGGCGACAGCAGACGAGAGGACACUCGCCUGAAAAGCAUAAAAAUGCAAGCAAUUAUAAUACGUAAUACAGCCUACAAAACAAAACAAAAAUGACAUUAUGCAAUACCUAAACAUAUAUGAAUAAUACUCUCUCUAAUACCCAAAAGCUAUGCGAAAUCCCCACUUUGACUAUGCUUGAACUUUUGAUUUCAUAGCAAUAUCAUGAAGCUGCAUGAACACCUAUUAAAAAUAAUUUCUAUAAAACACUUUCACUGCCUUUCCCCACAAAGCAAAACAAAAAAGAAAAAGAAUAAACAUCAUACUGUUGUUUUGCAUUCAAAAAAAACCAAGAGAACUUUGCAAUAUUUCGAAAACAUCAUGCAAUCAUAAAAAUAAAAAUAAAUAUAGAAAAUGGGACAAACAUCACCGCAAAGACCCGUCCAAAAAGUGAGGCCAUAUUCGAAACAGGAAUACGAAAUAUAUCUCACAUUUUUGUAACUUUCAUUAAUCGAGCAAAAACCAAGCCGUAUAUUUGGGUAAUGCAUAAAAGGUGAUCUACGCUGAUCCGUCAAAAACCAAAAUAUAAAGUUGAUAAUAGAUUUUGCACAUGAAUUACAAAAGGAAAACAAAAAUACAAAAGAUGAUAUUAACAAUAAAUUAAGAUACAUUUUUGGCUAAAAGAAAACAUGAAAAUAAAUGGCAAAUGAUGAUUAGAAAAAGAUGAAAACACACACAUAGGAAACAUACUAAAAUACUACAACACACAAGGAAAAAUGAUGGAUGAAAUGAAGGAAAAUGCUUUGGAAAGCUGUGAAACUAGUUUGAGACAUACGUACAUUUCUUAUAUAACUAUAACUAUAUGUAUGUCUGAAUAGUCGACAAAUAUGAAAGAUAGAGAAACCUUAUCAAAUUCAUUCGGAUUUUGAUUACAAGUUAAGCGCUAAUUGAUUGAAAACAAAUGCUUCCCAAAGGGCCAUAGCUUUGAGAAAUGAAAUCAUGAUUAAUGUAUGGGAAUUUUGUUAGAUUUCGUUUCCUCAUGUGUAUCUGCGAGACACGACACCACUUUCCUUCGCGAAACUGGAAAUGCUUAAAUGUUAUACAUCUUAAAAAAAAACACAAAAAGAAACGGUAUACCCUUGUAAGCUGAAGUUAAAAUUUCAUUACCCAUAAGUUGUGUGAUUAACUUCAGUAUUGAGCUUAAUUGUUGCUUGUCUAUAUAUUUUUUAAUACGAAGAACAUAGUAAUAAAAAACUAAAAUCACAAAAAAAAAA
This is a messenger RNA of Drosophila obscura, 4417 nucleotides long. Its product is annotated as serine/arginine repetitive matrix protein 1. Lineage: Eukaryota; Metazoa; Arthropoda; Insecta; Diptera; Drosophilidae. The transcript has 16 exons. Gene Ontology annotation, molecular function: microtubule binding. The coding region runs from base 553 to 3168 and encodes 871 amino acids. Gene Ontology annotation, biological process: negative regulation of centriole replication. The record is from RefSeq and is a predicted model, not a curated record.